AGUUUCAGACUCUGUAAGCAAAGCGUCUCUGUCUCGUCGAUUUUCCUCCCACCACAACCUGAUACAACUUGUUUAGGAAGCAAGCACCAUGCCCUUGGUAAACCUGGAUGAUCUGUUUCCGCCCAGCAGCGUGGAGUCUUCGGGCUCGGACGAAAAACUGGAGCACGUAGUUUUCUUGGGCGAGAGUAGGCAGAAAGUCACCGUGGAGGCCAGGGAAGAGGGCCUGACCGAAGAGCUGUUGAAGAAGGUAUCUAAAGUGACGGGCGUGCCCGUUCGGUUUCUGCGGCUCACCGCGUUCACUGCUCCUGGGUACGGCGAUGACACAGACGAACAGACCACCUGGAAACUUCUGCCGCUGGACACCCGUUACAGCCAAACGAAGCAAUAUGCAUCUUCGGAUACGGAUAAAGGAAAUACUAGUACAACUGGUGAUGAGGUGGAUGGAGAUGGAACAGCAAGAACAUCCGGGCCGCGAGGUAGAAAACAACUCAAGUUUCACUUGACGCAAGUUUUGAAGAAGACGGACUGGGUGAGCGUUUUGACAGAAACGCAGCAACUUCUGGUGGCAGACGGGACGCUGGCGAACCUGCCAGCCGAUGAAGAGAUUUCAUCUGGCGGUGACGAGGAACAAGACGAGGGGUACUAUUCAAGCAGCAGCUCCGGGGGGACAUCGUCAUCAAGUGUCGUGUCCGAUGACCCAGAGACCGCUGCGGCAAAGCAGGAGGACGCAGUAUCAGAAUGAAAAAUGCCCCCACCCCCGAACUUGAAAGCAUUUGUAUUGCAAACCUUUCCAAAUGAAACAUUCGCCCUCUUGCACCUAUCAGCAUCACAGGUUUCCAAUCGUGAAUAGCGAAAAUUUGUAUUGCAAAAGACCCCAGCAAGAGCGGCGCUUGUCAUGCAAGCGAUGCGAUAAACGCCUAGACUCUGCAUCAGAAAGAUUCAUACUCCUUUCAUGCAUGACAAAAAGGUUUCAUUUGGAAACUUCGCAUCACAAAUUUUUGCAAUUUGAGGGGUGGGGGGCACUUUUCACUGUAAUACGCAGAGUGGAGCUACAUCGCGUCACUGUGGUUUCUAUCAAAUGUAAAAAUGUCUGGGUCUGGAAGAUUCCGAUAUUUGUCAUGCAGUUUCUCCAAGCUCCACCAAGUCUGGAAUGCAGGUCCUAGCAUCACAGGAUCUGCAGCCCCUUUGUGAUGCCUGUUCUGCAUGAGAAAUGCCCCCUCAGCAUGGCCAGAAAUGAGCGCCUUUUAUUGCAAGUCACGCAACACAGAUUUUUGUAUGAUGCGCAACAUGCAUCACAAGUUGCAUCCUUCCAGACUCAGACAUUUUUGCAUUUGAUAGUUUCCCGAAACUGAGAAGGGCGAUGUCGCGCAGGUCUUAGCCGCCAUGGGUCGAGAUGAAAAGAGUGCGAGCAGAACAAGGAACGACUCUACUUCUAUGAAAGGUCGUACGAUGAACACCAGAAGUGCUCGUGCCGGGAGCCGCGGUGCCACGGCAACUGAAGAUAGAAGUGAUUUUCCGCACCAGAGAAUGAGGAGCAACCCUAGAGAGGAAGCCGCGCGGAGAAAAAAAGAGGAGCUCACAGUGACCUCGGUCAACGCGCCGGACAUGAAUGGAUGGACGCUGAUGGGACUUGCUUGUGCCCGGGGCCUGCCAAAAUUGCUGACGUACGUGCUAGAAACCCUGGCCAGCGUCGAGCUGGUAAAUCUGAGUCUUCGCGUGGAGGAAACCUGUAGUUUUUUGCGUAGUAGUUCGUCCAUUUUUGCAGAUGGGGAUGCAAUUGAAGAAGAAGAAGUGGAACAAGAACGGGAGAAAGGCUUCUUGAAAUCACCCGCACAAGAAAGACCUCGGACGUCAAAUCUCAAACGGAAUCAAGACACGCCCGAAAUGAAAAUCAGACAGCGUUGGCGAAACCUUCCACCGCUUUUAGCCGCUAUUCGCUAUAACCCGUCGGACGCCUCCUCCGCGGAGGUGGUAGCAAUCCUGCUGGAUCAGGGUUUCGAUGUGAACCCGAACGUGCGCGAGGGAGUCCGGUCGGACGGCUACACACCCCUACUGCUCGCGAUCAAGAAGGCAAAAUGGCAAACCGCAGCCGUGCUCUUGCAGAACGAGCGCAUCGACGUGAACUGCAUUUUGGAACAGGAAGUACCAGCUGCACGGACAGCAGCUGGAACUACUGUUGAAAAUAAAGGCCGCGAAGAAGGAGCAGUAGAGCCUUCAACACUGGUGGAGGGAUCUUCUUUACGUUCGCAGGAAGCUGCGCUCGUCGGAGGCGAUUUAGUAGACCAAGAUGUUGUAAAGAAAGCGGAGAUCAUUCUUGUGCCAAAGAUCAUGAAGAAAAAUACGAAGAUUCGCACGAGAUGGCCGUUGGGAUAUUUUUCCAAGCGGUGGCGCGAGCUGCUGAAGCCUGAGGCGGAGGGGGAGCGGCAAUUUUUGGCAAAGCUGGUGGCGCACCCGCUGAUUUCGCCGGAUCUUGUGCCGUCGGCCAAGAGCAAGGAGGACAAGAACAAGAAAACUCGAAGAUCGAAAUCCCCCCCACCACUGGACGGGGAGAAGAUUUUUGAGCAGCCGAAGCCGAAGCGCAUCCCCACGUGGUGUAGUUCGGUGAUGGAGGCUCCCCCGCAUGGGCAAAACGCUCUCAUCUCCGCCUGUCGCUCGGGCAAUGUGGUAUUCGUGGAGAUUUUUCUCACCCACUGCCUGCCAGAGAAGGUGUAUCCCAAGAAAAAAGUGUAUACAGUUUUUUUACACGACAUCUGUAUGCAACUUCAGCAACACAAUAGACUUGCUCUGCAUUUACAGAUGAGAAAUACAACUUGCAAUGCGUCGAUUCAUCGUCCGAAGGGGAAACACGUAUCAAACGAGGCUCGCAUGCCUUUGCGGCAUGAGAGAGGUUGUCUGUCAUGCGCGUUCUGCAAGAACACAUUGUAUGACUGUAACAGUAACACUUUUUUCAUUGCACAAAUUGACGCGCGUGAUCAACCGGCUCGACGACUUAUCCUGUACAAAAGUAUCGUACUCGUAGUGCAAUCAUGCAUUACAAAUUUUCUUGUUAAGUCAAAUCCGCAUAUACAAAUUUUGUUUCUCAUGCUAAGGAAAUUUGUCAUGCAUUUAUACGAGUGCGAUACUUUUGCAAUGCAUACGACUACGCACGCUCUGCGGUCUAUGAAGCAGCGAUUUUUUUGUCCCGG
Amoebophrya sp. A120 is the source of this 3185-nucleotide messenger RNA. The record is from the annotation of a GenBank genome assembly. Lineage: Eukaryota; Dinophyceae; Syndiniales; Amoebophryaceae.